UACGUCGUCCGAGGGGGCGGGGCCACGUUCAGCGCAGUUAGUGGAGGUGGCAGCUCAGAUGCUCCGUUCGUCCCGACUCGUUUAGUCUGUUAAGUAGCUCCUGGUCCAAUUAAGCUAGGCAGGGUAGAAGUCCGCGUGCGCGUGUCAACAUUCAGCCUGGAACACUGCUUUAAGAGUGAGCGCGCGCGCUUCUCCAGAGCACCAUGACGACCUGAAAUGACAGCCCGCCAUCCACGGACGAACCCCACUACUAAGAGAACCAACGGUUGUCGAGAUGUUGGCGUUCUUCUGAGGUAGAGCUGCUGGUCGCGACUUGGACUCACUAAUUAAGCCUUUAUAAGCUACUACAAGUUAGCGGUCGUCGGCCUAUUAUCUCCUGACGUCGCGGAGUUUCGUCGCUGACGGUGGAAGCGAAAAGCUGAACAUGGACACCUCCACGGAUGUGCUGCUCGUGACCGCAAACGUCGGCUCCCUCUUUGAUAAUGUCGGUGAAAUUCAGAAUGGAUGGCUGCAAGAACUCUUCAAGGCAAUCCACAAAUACAAGCCGCAGUUCAUUGCUCUGCACUUCCAGGAAGUGGGAGGGAAGGACUACAUGGUCAACAUGGGCAACGCAGAAAACUUCUUCUGGUUACUUGAGUCCAGCGAAGAACUGAAAGACUAUGACAGGACUUGCAUUUAUGUAGACAGCCAGUUUCAAGCAGAAGACAGCUUCACGGCUUUGGGGAACAUGUACUUCAUCCACAAAACACUGAAAAAUGUCUACCAGUAUGACUUUAAUGUUAAAGAUUUCAAAGCAGUGCUGGGGCAGAACAAGUAUGUGGGCUGUCUGGACACCGUGACCACCGUGGAGAAAGAGAAAUUCCCAAAGAAUUUCUGGCCUAACUUCAAGUGGUCCAGAAAGGGCUUCAUGAGGACUCGCUGGAUCAUCCACAACCAAGGUCUGGACUUGGUCAACAUCCACCUGUUCCAUGAUGCCUCCAACCUCAUUGCCUGCAACGCCAGCCCCUCCAUCUACUCAGCCAACCGCAAAAACGCUCUCAGAUAUGUCAUCAACAGGUUGUCAGAUGAUCGCUACACGUCCUUGCCUUUCUUCCUCUUUGGAGAUUUUAACUUUCGGUUGGACACUCUUAGUCUGGUCCAGCAUCUGUGCACUGAAGCGGAGGUGCAGACCGUGAAGGACGGCAGCAACGAAGUGCAGAAAAUCUUUUGUGAGGAGAAGGACAAUGAUCACCAGGUGCUGCUUCAUAUUGAAGAGAAGCUGUUCCAAUAUCUGCACCAGGCGCUGUUCAGAGAGGACAACGGCAGAGCUCUUUUGAUUUAUGACAAAGAAACAUCAGCAUUUCACGAUGAUAUAAAGGAGGAGGACAUCACAUUUCCUCCCAGCUACCCGUACAGUGAAGACUACAGUAAACCAACUCAGUACAUGAACACUCGCUGUCCGGCCUGGUGUGAUCGCAUCCUCAUGUCGCACUCUGCUCACGACGUCAUCCACAGGGGUGAAGAUGAUGAGAAGACCAUUGUUUACAACACAGUGGGGACAAAUGUGUGUAUGGGAGACCAUAAGCCCGUUUUCUUGUCCUUCCCACUGAAGACAAAUUCUCAUUGACUUUGAAACUCUCCAUGAUCUAAAACCACAUACCCUCUGAGUUCAGCCAAAGUGGAAAAUCAGCACGAUGACUCACUACAACAAACCCCGCUGCCUCCAGCUGGGCUCAUCCCAGCCUCACUGAGGAAGUGUCUGCUGUCCCGUCACAGCUGCCCCCCUUCCUGCUGACCCGUCCUCAGUGCUACAGGAAUGUGUGACACAGUGACUCCACUUUUCUACUCAUUCUUAUCAAAUGUAGACUAAAAUCUGUCCUAUGGCUAAAACUAGUUUUUAUUUUUGAGUUAAAUCAUAAGACUGUGAUUGUAAAACUGAAUGUUAAAAGACUUCAGCAUAAACUAUAUUUUAUCUUUUAACACAAAAUAUUUUUCUGAAAUAGUUUAUGAAUUAAAAACAACGAUAACAAGAGUUUCACAGAUUUAAUUAUUUCCUCCUUUGUUAUAAGCUCACAAAGUUUCAAUUUGUUUACAAAGCAAAAAGUACAUAAGCAUACAAUUUUUUCUGUCUUUUAUUUAAUUGAAAACUUUGUGAAUUUGGGACCUUUCAGGUUAUUUUUCCCCAUUUGAUCUCAUUUCAUUUGCAGUGAAACACAUUUUAUAGGAGCAGAGACAUAAGAAAUAUGAGAAAAGACAAAACCAUAAACGAUGAUGUUAGUUUAAAAAGGUAAAGCUCACAAAAGACUCUCUACCAUGAUCUAUAGAACCAUAUGUGGACAGGAAAUGGGAUUUUUAGGGUCUCCAAAAAGGAAAAAAAAAGCCCCAGGGGCUUUCCUGUCCAUUACAGCUGUAACAGAUUGGGAACGAACGGACAAGGUGGAUUAAAUUUUAUGGAUUUAAUCUGAUGACAGAUUUUCAGCUUUAAAUCUAAAUUUAAAUCUUAAAUGUAAAUGUAUUUACAGCUUUUAACAUGUUCAAAAGGAAACUAUUGAUCUAUUUUGCCUUAAUACCUAAUAAAAAAUAAAUUCAACAGACAAGGUGGGUGUACAAAACCUGUAGACCCGGGAAGGAGGGUCUAAGGGCAGGGAUGCCCAGUUCAGCUUAGUCUGUUUAGUUCAGCCAUUACCUUUUGAAUUCUAUGACUUCAUGUUCUUUAUGAUUUCAUGUUCACUUUACAAUUACUGGUAUGAAGCUCAUUGAGACGACUAUUGUUGUAAUGUUCGGCUAUAUAAAUAAAAUUGAAUUGAAUAGAUCAUGUCUUUUUCAUAAAGAAGAAUCAAAGUUUAAUAUGAAAUGAAAAUCACUUAAAAGAAGUCCUGGGUUCCUGAAGUCUGCAUUUAGGUAAAUGUACAAUGAUUGUGUGAUUUUUGUGUGUGUGUGUGUGUUUGGUCAUUUUCAGUUAGGGUUUUAGGUCUAGCAACACUCAGUCUAAAUUAAUGUCCUCCAGUGUAAACACAUUCAAAGAUUAGAAUCAGAAAUGUUUUAACACCUACAGGGAUUUGCUGCAGGUUCUUAAGGUUGUAAUAACUGUAAAACAAAAAACCUUGUAAAUAUGUUUACUGUAACUUUCUUUGUAAUGUUCACCCUCAUCAUCAGAAUGUCUGUUCUUUUAAAACACGUAUUCCUCUCUAUGGUCCUUAAAUAUCAAGUGUCACAUUGAUUCAACUGUGCGAUUGUUACGACUCUUCUGCAUGUCAUUCAAACUGUAGUUCAGGAUUACUUUUAACUAUAAGACAGAUGGAUGAUAUCAAAUGUUUGAUGUUUUUUAAUUACACAAUUUCCUUAACAUGUGGCUGGGUCACUGUAAUAUGUUGUUGUUUUUUUCUUUUUAAAGAUAGAGUAGAAAUAACACUAGAAGGCGAAGGGCCCAGUGACCCUUUUAAAGCAACACAGAAUCACCUGCAGCAGUUUUCCAUCUGCUUUGCUUCUUAUGUAACAGCCAGAUUGGAACCUCCACAGCUUUACAUCCCAAGCUGCAGCACUGCUGGUUUCAUUCAGAACCUUUAGCUGAAGUCUCAUUAAAGUUAAGAGAUGUGUCAUCGCAACAACCAAUAUCCAAAUGUUUGCCUCUUCUGUCUUUACUCAAUUCUGCAUGUUAGCAUCAUGUAGUUUCUUUUCUGCUGUUUCUCUUUGUUCCCUCUUAUUGUCCCGAACUGAAGCUUUGAUUCAGUAAAUGUGUUUUCAAUGAUCAGUUUGAUGAUUUGAUUUUGUGUCAAAAACGUUUGCUGUUUGCUCUGUUUUGCUUCCAGAGCGUUUAGUGAUGGACUGUCCUACACGUGUAACGGCGUGCCCGCAUGAGUUCACAAAUAUUCAAGCAAAGUCUCGAACAUUAUUGGAGUUGAGCUGUUUCGCCGAAUCAGAAAUCAGCGCAGACGUUUGUGAAGAGUGGAACCAUUCUGUAAUAUAAUGUGAUGUCAGCAGUGGGCUUGGAGUUUAGGCCAGUAUUUACUUUGAAUUUACUUAAGUCAAACUUCAUGUCAUUUUACUUUUGUACAUAAAGUUCUUCCCUAAAAUAAAAAGUGUCUUCAUC
Oryzias latipes (Japanese medaka) is the source of this 4069-nucleotide messenger RNA. RefSeq names its product inositol polyphosphate-5-phosphatase L (gene inpp5l). Lineage: Eukaryota; Metazoa; Chordata; Actinopteri; Beloniformes; Adrianichthyidae. Gene Ontology annotation, molecular function: inositol-polyphosphate 5-phosphatase activity. Gene Ontology annotation, biological process: phosphatidylinositol dephosphorylation. The record is from RefSeq and is a predicted model, not a curated record.